AGGCUGAGGAGGAGGUGGAGGUGGAGGAGAGGAGCGGCCAGAAGGAGGAGGAUGGAGGAGCAGCCGAAGGAGGGCGAGGCCGAGGUCGCGGAGCAUUGGUUCUCUAAGUGGGAGCGCCAGUGCCUGGCCGAGGUGGAGCAGGAAGAGGAGCUGCCCCCGGAUCUGCAGGAGGAGGCGGCCCCCGAGACGGCGGGGCUCAAGAGCGAGCAGCAGAAGCUGUGGCACCUCUUCCAGACCUCAGCCACCGCCGUGGCCCAGCUCUACAAGGAUGCGGGGUGCCAACAGCCAGGACUCUCCAUGUGGGACCCCUUCCAGAAUGCAGCCAUGGCCGUGACCAGCCUCUACAAAGAGAGCGGGCAUGCCCACCAACGAAGUUUUGACCUGGGCAUCCAGGUGGGCCACCAGCGUCGCAUCAAAGAUGUGCUGGAAUGGGUGAAGAAGGGCCGGAGCAUCAUCCUUCGCGAAGAUCUGAUCAGUUUCCUGUGUGGCAAGGUGCCCCCGGCGCCCCCACCGCCGCCUCGUACCCCGAGGAUGCCCGCGAAGCCGGCCUCAGAAGCCCCCAGCCAGGCCGCCGCCACCGAAUCGGGCUCGUCGGUGGACGUCGACCUGCAGCCGUUCCACGAGGCCAUCGCCCUUCACGGCCUCAGCGGCGCCAUGGCCAGCAUUAGCGUGCAAUCUGGCGCGCCCGGCUCCCCGCCUCAAGCCAGCGAGGUCGCCGGCGCUGGCCGCCGAAGAAGUAGCUUCCUCGAGGAUGACUUGAGCCCGAUCGACUGUGAAGAACUGGCCCUCUGCCUGGACAGUGGGGGGUCCCGCAAGCGCACCUCGGCCGAGUGUGGUGAUGGCGACACGGACUCCCCAACCCACAAGCGCAACCGAAUGGCCUAAACCGGUCUGAACUGCCUCGUGGGUCGCCAGCUGCCAUUUUGCCGGGCCAUCAACUUGCUCGUCAAAAGGGUCCUCCAGACGAUCUCUUCUCUAAGUUAAACAAAGAUUUCUAUCAGUUUGCCACAAAAAAACCCCCAAAACAAAAACAAACAACAACAACAAACUUUAAAAGUAUUCCGGAAGAGGCUUCCUAUGACUCUGACUUUCCCAGAAUUAUAAUACUAGCAGAAUACAAGUACCAUGUAGUAGUUAGCAAGACCAUUUAAUGCAGAAGUAUCCGGUCAAGCGGGAGCCUGGUUUAUCUUGU
Messenger RNA from Capra hircus (goat), 1192 nucleotides. It is a transcript of the gene HAPSTR2, whose product is annotated as UPF0472 protein C16orf72. Bases 52 to 885 code for a protein of 277 amino acids. The transcript has a single exon. The record is from RefSeq and is a predicted model, not a curated record. Lineage: Eukaryota; Metazoa; Chordata; Mammalia; Artiodactyla; Bovidae.